CAGAAGUCUCCCUGUUUAAUCCUUCAGCAUCCACCUGUGUUAUGCCAUUGAGAAGCAUUGUUUUUUCACAAGUUCUGGGAAAGCACUGUAAGAUGUACAUUGAUGAAGACAAACAAGUAAACAGCAGUCAACUUUACUUUCACGUCUGACUCAUCAUUCAACGCUUUCAGUGCCUACGACAUAUGUUUAGCUAUCUGUCACUUCGUGUACCAGAACCACGCACGCAGGGGACAGAAUAGUGAAAAACAGCAUCACACCAGGGAUAAUACAGCAAGUCUGGAUAGCAGAGACUGCUAACGCUCAUUAAUCUUCCUGCCUCAUUUACUUGUACCUUACAUGCCAAAUAGUCAUCAUGGACAAUAAGCCAGAUACAGAAGAUCAACAGAAGACUAGAUCUCCAGGAACAUCUGUGAAGUCAUAUGUGACCAGAUCUGUUGCUAGUUCUUCUAACAGCUCCUGCAAGUCUUCAGCGAGCCUAGCAGCUGCUAAAGCACGCGCAAGAGUUGAAGCAGUGCGCGCUCGCUCCACCUUUGUCAAAAAAGAAACUGAACUCAUGGUGGAAAAAGCCCAGUUGAGAGUAGAAGAGGCAUGCAUGGAGGCUGCUCUGGCCACACUGAAGCAAGAGAAAGAAGUUGCAGCGGCUUUAGCUGAGGCGGAGGUUUUGGAAUCAGCUGCAGCAGAACUCGGCUCUAAACAAGAUCUCAGGGCAGUGGACAUCAUAGGAAUUCCCCCUGACUCCACAGAAAAAAGAACAAAUGAUUAUGUUGAGUGUCACUCCAGAAUGCACUCUAGUCAGCUGUCGUUGCCCGGCCGUGAGUCCCACAUCACCUCCAGUCGGCCACGCAAUUUCUCUCAUGCUCCACCACUCCAAGACAACGAACUGAAUCCCAUUCAUGCAGCCAUUGACAGACUGAGCUCCACUCCAGCUCAUGUCAAGUGCCAUACUACCUCUGAAGAAAAUGGUGUGAAGCAUCCACCUGCCCAGAAUUACCCUGGGAUUUAUCCAUGUAGUGUCACCCCCCUGCAGGAACCUCAACCACACACACAUUCUCUUAGAAUGCAAGCAGCGCAGCCCUCUGCUCUGAACCAUACCGACAUUAAUGACUUUGCUGUCUACAUGGCUCGCUGGGAACUUGUGACAUCCGGGAUGACAAAGUUUGAUGAUCGUCCAGAGAAUUAUUGGGGCUGGAAGUUGAGAGGAUCUACCUUCAUGAACAUCAUAGAAGGAUUGAAACUCACCUGCAAUGAAGAGCUCGACCUUCUCACUAGAUGGUUAGGUCCUCAAUCAUCUGAGCAAGUCAGGAGAAUCAGAGCUGCUCAUGUCAAUGACCCCGCUGCAGGGCUUAGGAUGGCGUGGAUGCGACUUGAAGAGAACUAUGGGUCUCCUGAAAUAAUUGAGAAAGCUCUGCUGGACAAACUUGAGAGAUUUCCUAAGAUCAGCAACAGGGACCCUCUCAACCUGAGAGAGCUUGGUGACUUGUUAAGGGAGUUGGAGUCAGCAAAGUUAGAAGGUUGUUUGCCUGGGCUCGCCUAUCUGGAUACCUCUCACGGCAUUAACCCAAUAGUGGAGAAACUGCCGUAUGGCCUUCAGGAAAAAUGGAUGGACAUCUCAGCAUUCCUCUUCCCACACUUAUUGAGUGUAGGCAUAUCCCAGAUGAUAGGUCGGAGAUACCUACUCCUGAUGUAG
Messenger RNA from Oreochromis aureus, 1687 nucleotides. RefSeq lists its product as uncharacterized. The coding region runs from base 353 to 1687 and encodes 444 amino acids. Lineage: Eukaryota; Metazoa; Chordata; Actinopteri; Cichliformes; Cichlidae. The record is from RefSeq and is a predicted model, not a curated record. The transcript has 3 exons.